GAGUUUUGGGUUUCGAUUUGAUUUGUUUACAUUCGCUAGCCUGCCAGAGAAAACUGCUUGUGAGUGUGGUAUCAGAUAAUAGACCUUACAAUUAUGAUAAACAACAUUUCCUUGACAUUUGUAUUAUUACUUCUGGUGUGCUGUUUUAAUAGUGUCAAAACAAAGAAGCCGCACAUUUUAUUUGUUCUUGCCGACGAUUAUGGAUAUAACGACAUUGGUUAUCAUGGAUCGGAAAUCAAGACACCAAACCUCGACAGGUUGUCUGGAGAGGGUGUUAGACUGGAGAAUUAUUAUGUACAGCCCAUAUGUACCCCGACAAGAAGUCAAAUUAUGUCAGGAAGAUACCAGAUCCACACAGGGCUGCAGCACAGCUUAAUCUGGGCACCCCAACCAAAUGCCUUACCUAUUGCAAAGGACAGUCCAAUUCUACCAGAAAAGAUGAGAGAGGCUGGGUACACCACACACGCUGUGGGGAAAUGGCAUCUGGGCUUCUACAAGGAGGAGUAUCUUCCCAACAACAGAGGAUUUGACACAUUUUAUGGUUAUCUGGCUGGAAGUGAAGACUACUACACUAAAAUACUAUGUUAUGGAAAGAACUUUUGUGGGAAAGAUUUGCGAGACAACUACGAAAAAGUUGACCCAGUUCCAGAAGAAUACUCAACAGAGAUGUACAAUAAUCAUGUGAUAGACAUGAUCAACAACUACAACUCCUCUCAGCCUAUGUUUAUGUACCUAGCGUUCCAAGCUGUCCAUUCACCAUUACAAGUUCCAUCAAGGUACACAGACAAGUAUGCUCACAUCAAAAACCACAACAGACGGAUAUAUGCAGGAAUGGUCUCAGCAAUGGACGAGGCUGUGGGUAACAUCACAGCAGCACUCGAGACCAAAGGAAUGUGGGAGGAUACAAUUAUGGUCUUUUCAACAGACAAUGGUGGAGAGAUAUUAGCCGGAGGGAACAACUGGCCUCUGAGGGGCUGGAAGAGAUCCCUUUGGGAGGGAGGAAUGCAUGGAGUUGGAUUUGUACAUGGAAAAGCUUUACAGAAGAAAGGGACUGUGUCCCCUGAACUGAUGCAUGUGACAGACUGGUACCCAACAUUGGUGGGGCUAGCAGGGGGCUCCCUCAAUGACACCAAACAUCUCGAUGGAUUUGAUCAAUGGAAAACAAUCAGUGAGGGAGCUAAGAGUCCCAGAGAAACACUGCUACAUAACAUCGAUCCUCUGACGAAGCCUGUCGGAGACAAACUGGAGGGAAGUCCGUUUGACAAUCGCUACAGGGCUGCUCUGAGGUGGAGAGACUGGAAGUUGGUUACAGGUUUCCCAGGCAAUGGAAGCUGGGUCCCAGUUCCUACUACUGAGGACAUCAACACAGACGACUACUCCAAUAGUAGUCAAUCAUUGAAGAACCUUUGGCUGUUCAAUAUCGCCAAGGAUCCGGUGGAAAGAGUGGACUUAUCAGCAGACUACCCCGACAUGGUGAUGAAGAUGCUGACCAAGCUACAGGAAUUUAAUGUGACAUCUGUACCCUGUAUCUAUCCUGCUUGGGACCCUAAUUCUAACCCUGAACUUCACGGGGGCUGGUGGGGGCCAUGGGAAAAGUAGAGUCAUGGGGAAAAGACAUCAUAACUAAAAACAAAAUAUUAAAAUCUAACAAUCCAACCUAUAAGCAAAAUCAAUUAUUUAUUUCAUUGAAAAUUUUUGUAAAUGCAAAACUAAGAUGUUGUUAUUAGAGACAUGUUAUGUCAUAAAAAUGAAAAACAGGGCCAAUAGAUAUAAAUGUAUUUAUACUAGUACUGUAUGCUGGUGAAUACUUCAGCCAGAUUAAGGUCUCUGACUUAUCAUUUGUUACGAUACCAACAGUUAAGGCCCCCGUCAUAAGUUUUUAUCCGUGUAAUCCUCUAACAUUGUUGGAUUAGCUGGUGAUGAAGUGACAAAUGAAAUGAGAGUUAAAUAUUCUGUCGGCCAAAUUGAUAUAUUUUCCUCAAUCUGCAACACUUAGCAUGACAAUAGUUUAUUGAUGAUGUCAGAGAAAGGAUGUGUUGUGAUAUUGGCAUUAUUGAUAUAAAAACAAAUUAGCUGUUAAGUAAACAAAUUGUUUACAUAAUAUUUGUCUCCUUAGGGCAUUACUUGAUACACUGUCCCCAGAACUAUAAAUCGGCCAACACUCUGGCAGGAUCAUUAAGUUACAUAACUCAUACAUGCAUUGCUGAACCGAACCAUUAUAAGAUGAUUUAGGAAUAUGACUAAUUAAUGUAUAUGUUUUAUAAAGACUGGACCUGUCUCUAGAAUAUCCGUUUUAGAUAAAAUUGAGCAUGAAUAAUUUUGGUCUUUAGAAUACUUUUAAACUAAGGGGAGAUAAUCUAGUAUUAGAAUUCAGUUCAAUGCCAUGCAAAAAAUAGGGGCUGUUGGUCAGUCUUGUAUACACAAUGUAUUGAGCUUUAAUGUACUGACCACUAAUCACCAAAUUUAAGAGGAUAUCCAAUUGAAAGUAUCCAAUGAUGAGAAUGUUAUAUGGAACUUCGAUCAUAGUACUGACAAAUUAUACCAACAAAAGCAACAAUUAUAAAAGCACAAUUUUUAAUGAAUUUAUAGCGAGAACGGGAUUGAUUAAAAAUAUUUCACAGUCUUAUCUAUUGAAUAUAUAUGUAAAUUGUGUGUGCGGAGAGAGAAAAAGUACAUAUUUUUGCAUUUUUUACAAAGAAUCUCAGGGCAUCGCUGUAAAAUGACAUCUAGGAGGACUAUCACCAUUUUUUUAAAGUAAAAAUAUUCUCUCAAAUUAUAGCUAUCAAUAUACAAAUGUAGCAUUAUGCACUGGUUCUUGUUUCCAUCCUGAUGAACCGAGAUAGUUUGAUAGUAACUUUUACAUUAAUUUAGCUUAUGAUAUAUUUAAACUUCCUUUUUUUCUAUGUAUACAUUGUACCAUGCACGCUUGUAUUUCUGGGGUCGGAACAGCUUAGAUGGUUAGAGUGUUGGCAACGUAACCUCAGAAUAAGAUCCAAGGAGCAUGGUCCAAUGCUCUUUAUCCAUGGUGGUUUGUGUUUCAUGUGAAGCUGAGUAAUGAUCUUGCUGUCAUAACUGUGUAUGCAUUUGUACAAUCUUGUAUAGAUUUGUUAAACUCGCUAAAUUAUUUGUUGUGCUAAAUGAAUACAUUCCGAGUAUUGUACUAGACUACAUGUGUCUUAAAUAUGAUGCUAUUUAUAGCAACAAAAUGUUCUGAUUGAUAAUAAAAUGUCACUACGUUGUAAGUGUAUAUUCAGUACUAAACUACUGACCAGUAAAGAGAGUUUAAUGAAUACAUAGUUACUUAGGCAUUUGUUCAUAAAACAUCUUUCAUCUUUCAUUCUCAAAAGUUUCCUGAAUUCAGAUUAAUUUUUUAUGUCCCAGCUAUGAAAUAGGGAGGGGUGAGGGGGGUCAUAUAGCGUUACCCAUGACCUGUCCCAUCAUGUCCCGUUCCAUUAUGUCCCAUCUCGAUGCAGACAUUUUCAAGUUUUUUUAUUUAUUUUUUCCUCAGAAUUUCUGCAAACCUGAAGUUUUUUUCUUUAUGUUUGUGCUUGAUCAUGCAAAUCUGACAUAAGCACUUGUAUUGCUUGUGAAUUUCUACAAAUUUUUAAUCACCCAGUAUGAUAUUUUUUGCUUGAGAGACUAUACAGCUUGAUAUCUUUCUUACAAAUGGGAUCAGAAAUAUGCAAAUAAAACAUAAUUUCGAUUUCUUUUUGAAAAUUAUGUCUGUUUAAAAAAGACCUUUACAUUUUUACAUGUACAAUGUACUUAAAUUGUAAGAUUUCAUUCAUCUUUUCCAUUGCCAGAUUUUAAAAUUUCUUAGCAUUUAUUGAAAUAUAUACUCAUCAAGUUUCUUAAUUGAAAAUCUUUCAGAAAAUUUCUAACACGGAUUUAUGCUCCAUUCAAAGGUGAUCAUGAAACAGAAAAUAAAAAUGUAUACAGAAAACCAUUGUCCUAAACCUGUAUUAGGUAAUUUGAUCAGAAAUUUAGCCAAGAAUUAAUCGCUAUCUAUUUAUUUGUAAAAUAUAUAUUUCAGAAAAGUUGUACAUGAUUGACUGUGAUAAUAUAAAUUAUACAUAUCAUGUAUGUCAAUUUUAACAACAUUGUAAUUCAUAACAGAAGCUUGUACUAUUUGUACCAUCAGUAAACCAUGCCAGUUGUAUUUACCUGUAACAGCAGCAUUGAAUGUGAUCUUGUAGACGUUCAUAAUCCUAUUGAAUAUUUUACUGGUAUUUAGUUUGGCUGACCUACUGUAUAUAUUUUCCUAUAUGAUAAUUUAUCAAAGAUUCUGAACCAUGUCUGUAAAAGGAUUGAAUCAUUAAAUGAGCCUUUUUAUAUAGUAGUGACAACCCUUUACAUUGUCACUGUAUAUUUUUGAAACAGAGCACACACUUCUACAAUUUAUUCUGCAUACAUUCCCAAUCUGAUUAAUAGGCGUAGUGCAUAGUAAACGUAGCCAUGUAACAGCUGAUUUUAAUCAGAUUGCAUACAUAUCAUGGAUGUAGCAUGUUCUUGUUUUAUGUAUCCAAGAUUGAUCUUUUUCAAACAUUUUAUUUCAAAGUUAGAAAUCAUCUAGAGAUUUUAAGCAUCUCAUACACAUUUAUACAUGUAUAUAUAACUUAUAUCAUAGAUCUAUUGAUAAUAUUGCUUUUUUCUACUAUGUAUGUCUUCAUUGUCCAUCUAUGGCAUAGAUUUUUGUGAGGUCUGGUAGUUCAACAUCAGUAUAUAAUAAAAAGAACAAUACCAGAUCACUUUGGAAUGUGUAUGAUGAUCAUGAUACAGUGGAACUUCUUUAAACAGAUCAUGCAGGUACAUGAACAAUUGGCCAGUUAAGAGAGGGUUCAGUUUAGAGAAGUGAUCCAUUUUGUCCGGUCGGAAAAUGAUAAGAUUCGUGGAAAAUUAUUGUUUGUGUGACGUUUGAUAUCUUUGAAGUAUUGAUAAUGUUAUGGAAGUUAAUGAAUAUAUAGUAUGCAGAAUUUAUCAAUAUUAAACUAAUUAUUGAUAAGUAAGUUCUAAUACUGGUUGUAAACGUGACAUAAUCAUAUAACUUCCCAUAUUUUUUCACAUUUGUUAGCUGUCAUCGGCACACUAUAGAUCUGUGCCGUAUCACAAGUAGAAUACCAUGAUAUCGGCCACACCCAUUAAUAUUAGUCAAUAACCUUCUAAUACAUAAAGUAUUCUGUACAUUUUAUUUAGUACAAAAGCUUUAUUGUUAACUAUUACAAGUAAUUAUAAUAUACAUAUACUAAUAUAUAGAAAACUGUUUUAGGGAAAGUACUAGAUCUGAGGAUUGUGUAGGUUAUAUACUGUAUGGUAAUACAUAUGUAAUUUGACUGAUGUGAUUGGAUGUUGAAAUAUGUUAUUGAACGAGUGUGCAUGAGAGGAUGGUGAUGCAGACUUGGUCCAUCUACCACACUUCUCCUUUGAUAGGUUGUAGUUAAGAUAUAUAUAUUAGCAAAGAAAGUUUGAAAGAGCUAUUAGUGGUGUAAAUUAGAAGUCAUAUACAUGUACAUACCUACAGUAUAUAUGUGAUAAAAAAAACACAAUUAUUAUUUACAAAAUGUCUGUAGUUUCUACACAAUGAAGUAUUUGAUUUGACAAUGUU
Messenger RNA from Pecten maximus, 5602 nucleotides. RefSeq names its product arylsulfatase J-like. Bases 94 to 1599 code for a protein of 501 amino acids. The transcript has 8 exons. The record is from RefSeq and is a predicted model, not a curated record. NCBI's taxonomy places the organism in Eukaryota, Metazoa, Mollusca, Bivalvia, Pectinida, Pectinidae.